AUUGGCUUUAUUGGGUAAUUCCGAACGAAGCUUCCCCUGCAAUCAUGCCAUAUUUCUUGCCUCUCUCAUGCUUCGCACACAGCUAACAGUAACAGUUCAUUCCACUACAAUAAGGGACAAAAAGGAAAACUUCAAAAGGAAUGCCCAAGCAAACCGGGUUACUAAUUAGGACAGAAAGGAGUUAAUAUAAUCUGUCGGGGCCAACUGCUAAGUUUUUUAAAGUUUCUUAGGUCACACCAAUAAUGUGUGCAGGAUCCCCUUGAGCAAUUCUACAGCCAUGAAGAAUCUCAGGCUACAAAUCACUAUUGCGGUUAGAGACAUAAUUAUAGUCAAGAGAUGGUCCACCGUCCUUUCAACGAAUAUGAUUACGAUAUUUAAUGGUGAGCUAAUGAUAAGGCUGAUAUGAGGCCAAGCUGAAAAUAAUGGAUUUGGCUUCUGUAUAGAAUUCUUCGACUUCAUGAGUCCACCAAAAGUGCAAACAGGGGGCAUGAUUGUAUUGGGUGUUUGUGGGUAAUAAGGAUGCAUUUGAUUCACCAGAGUUGCCUCCAAAAUCGGUAAAUUUUGAAAAUUCAUAGCCUUGGUGAAUAAGGAUUGAACACAAUUUGAAACAAAAAUGGUGACCGCGUAGUAAUUUUGAAGAUAAUUGGGGCUCUCUUUGAAGUGGGUUAAUAGUGUCUCUGAUAAGCACACUGAAAAUUUUGAAGAUUGUUGAGUAUUGAGCCCAUGUAGAUUGUAUGUCAUAGCCAAUCACAAAACCAUGCCUGUGAAAUCCCCGGGUGAGAAAUUCAUUGGCAGUUCAGCACACUAGUUUAGGUUAUGGAGUGCAGAGCUCUGUUUUGGAUUGUAUGCUUCUUUGCCCUUUCAUUGCUGUGGAUAACAGGUGUUCAAGCUCUUACCGAGGAGGCUCAAAUUUUACUGGAAAUGAAGAAAAGUCUGAAGGAUCCUCACAAUGCACUGAACGACUGGAAAGACUCCAUUGAUGCACCUUGCAACUGGAAUGGAAUUAGCUGCGACAAUAAUACAGGUAUGGUCACUGAGAUCACAAUUGAAAACAAAUUUAUAAAUGGUCCUCUGUAUUCCAAUAUUUGCAAAUUGCAAAAUUUCAAGAAGCUUCAAUUGGGAAACAAUGCGCUAUAUGGGACUUUACCCUCAGAUAUCAUGAACUGCACCAAGCUUCAGUCCCUGAAUCUCACAAAAAAUUCUUUCUCCGGAACUUUACCAGAUUUUUCCCCAUUGAAAUCCUUGCAGAUUCUUGAUGUGACAAACAAUAACUUCACAGGUGAAUUUCCUGCUUCUGUUGGUAAUUUAGCUGAGUUGACUUCCCUCAACCUUGCUGGUAAUCAAUUCCGUCCAGGAAAAAUACCCCAGCAGCUCAUGAAUUUGAAGAAACUCGAGGUGCUAUACUUGGCCGACUGUAAUUUGGUAGGAGAAAUCCCAAGUUUUAUUUUUAAUUUCACAGAUCUAGUUCUUCUGGAUCUCUCUUGUAACUCUCUGGAGGGAUCUAUUCCAAAGGUGAUUUCCAAACUCAGUAAACUCUACCAACUAGAGCUGUAUAAGAACAAUCUUACUGGGAAUAUACCCCCAGAGCUAGGAAAUCUCACAGCAUUAAAAUAUUUUGAUGCAUCAAAGAACAUGUUGAGUGGAAAUCUUCCAGAAGAGGUUGGAAAUUUGAGAAACUUAGUUUCAUUUCAGGUCUACAUGAACCAGCUUUCUGGUCAAAUCCCUGAAACCUUUGGUGACUUUCCAUAUCUUGAAGGCUUGUCACUGUAUACUAACAAUUUCACAGGACAACUACCACAGAAGCUUGGCAGCUUGUCAAAUUUCAAAUUUAUUGAUGUUUCUGGGAACAAAUUCACUGGACCACUACCAAAAGAUAUCUGUAGAGGAGGUAACCUGCAAUACUUUCUUGUUCUUGAUAAUCUUUUUACAGGAGAACUGCCCAAUUCUUAUGAAGAUUGCAAAAGUUUGAUACGUUUCAGAGUGAAUAUCAAUAAUCUAACUGGUAGGGUACCUAAAGGAAUUUGGGGUUUGCCAAAUGCCAACAUUAUUGAUCUGAGCUUCAAUAACUUUGAUGGUGAACUUGGUCCCGAGAUCAGCAAUGCAAAGAAGUUAACAGAAUUCUAUAUUAACAAUAAUCAAUUCUCAGGGAUCUUGGUGUCAGAGAUCGGAAUGGCCUCACAAUUAUUCAAAGUUGAAGUCCAGAACAAUCAGUUUACAGGUUCAAUCCCACAAGAAAUCAGCAGUUUGAGAAAUUUGAAUGAACUGUAUUUGCAGGGAAAUAUGUUUGAGGGAUCCAUUCCACCUGAAAUUGGUUUAUGCACUUCUUUAGUUGUUAUCAACCUUGCAGAAAACCAUUUGAGUGGAUUGAUUCCAGACUCUUUGGGGUCCAUUGUAGGUCUGAAUUCUCUAAAUCUUUCAAAUAACCAUCUCCAUGGAUCAAUUCCAAAUAGCCUUGGUACAUUGAAGCUAAGCUUUGUUGACUUCUCCAACAACCAUUUAUCUGGCCCUGUUCCAAAUUCCCUAGUUAGCAACAUUAACAGUGAAAGAUUCUCAGAGAAUCCAGGGUUGUGUGUCAAAAGCUCUAGGAGUAACAGUCAUCUACUUCAUACUUGUAAGAGCUCUCAUCUCACGAAAGAAUCUAGAAAAAUUAUAUUUAUAUCAGGGUUCAUUGUUGGAAUAGCAAUGUUAAUACUAGUGAUUGGUUUGGUACUUCUGUGGCAAAAAUGCCAUCAAAACCGAGAUGAAUCUAGGGAUAAAAAAGGAGGAAAUACGCACUGGAAAUUUAAAUCUUUUCAUAAAAUAAGUUUCACUGAGAAGGAUAUUUCUGAAGCUUUGCUAAAGGAAGAGAAUAUAAUUGGAAGUGGUGGAUCGGGCAAGGUUUAUCGUGUGGAUUUGCAAAACAAUGUAACUGUUGCUGUAAAAUGGCUUUGCCCAGUGGACAUUAACAGUUUCAAGCAAAAUGAUAUCAACAAUCAGAUGAAUGCAGAAGUGGAUGUUUUAGGGAUGGUUCGGCACAAGAAUAUUGUGAGGCUCUAUUGUAGUUUAUCAAAUGGUAAGUCAAAUCUUUUGGUAUAUGAAUAUAUGGAGAAUGGAAACUUGUUUGAUGCUUUGCAUAAAGUCUAUACAGAAAACGCAUCAAAGGGAAGUGGUUUGCAUUUGGAUUGGCCAACAAGGUAUAAGAUUGCAUUAGGAGCAGCACAUGGAUUGGCAUAUCUUCAUCAUGAUUGCUUACCUACAAUUGUUCACAGAGAUAUAAAAUCUACUAAUAUUUUGCUGGAUGACGAUUAUGAGGCAAGGAUUGCUGAUUUUGGUAUUGCGAAAUUUCUUCAAGCUGGUGGAGGAAAGGAUCCCACCACAGUUUUUGCAGGCACCUAUGGCUACAUUGCUCCGGAAUGUGCCUAUACUUUUGAGGUCACUGAGAAGAGUGACAUUUACAGUUUCGGUGUGGUUCUAUUGGAGCUUGUCACUGGAAAACAACCAGUUGAGCCAGAAUUUGGUGAUAGCAAACACAUAGUUUUCUGGAUUUCACAGAAAAUAUGUUCCCAGCAAGGCCCUUUUGAGGUUCUCGAUUCAAGGAUUUCUAAAUAUUUUGAGGAAGAAAUGAUCAAGGUCUUGAAAAUUGCAGUGCGUUGUACAUUCGAAGUCCCAACACUACGGCCCAGCAUGAGAGAAGUUGUACAAAUGUUGCUGGAAGCUGAUCCUUGCAGUAGUAGUAAUAGUAGUAGUAGUUCCAAGACAACCCAAAAGGAAGGAACCCAAGAGAACUCAACGAUGGACUUUGGCAUGAUUGUGAGAGAAAGUUCUCAGCAUAAAGAUGAAGAAAUAAGCAUUGCAAAUAUCAUUUCCGCUUAAACUUUUACUUGCCUUCCAAAAUGAUUUGGAGGAAGACAAGAUUUUGGUUUGCCAUAACUAUUAACUCUUGUUAGGAAUAAGAAAGUCGGGGCUGGGAGAUCACAAACAUCAUGCUUGACAGAUCUGUCACAGUAUGCUUGAAAGGCUUCUGGAUUUAAUUAUGUUUUUCUUUUUGAAUCAACAUUUCGGAUCACAUUUUAUGAUCCAUCAUCAGAACAGCGAGCUCGCUUAAAUUGUCAUAAAUAGAAGCUGGUACAAACUGAAUUUGAACAUGGAAAUUAGCCUCUAUGCUCUCCUCCAUUCCGGAUCUGAUAUUUAUGCAGUUUUCCUAUUCAGACAAGAAAUGCAGUUUAACCUGUAACUUUACCCAUUGUUCAUCUUCUUUACAAAAUGUUUCUUUGCCCCAGUACAUCAUGAUGGUAAAUCAUGAGUUUUUUGGCAGAAGGAAUAUAUCAAUGCUGCAGCAGUUGUAUUCCUUAUUAGCAGUGCUUGCAUAUCGAUUGUAUAAUAAGAUAUAUGAAGCAAAUCAUAUAAAAGAAUUCAUGAGCUGUUCUUGGGUAUUGUCCUUUUACUUCGAGGAUUGUAUUUCUAUCUUUGCACUGUUUCAGAAGCCAUGAACUAACUGAACAAAAGCAUUGAGACUAUUGCU
Messenger RNA from Cryptomeria japonica (Japanese cedar), 4501 nucleotides. Its product is annotated as receptor-like protein kinase 7. The record is from RefSeq and is a predicted model, not a curated record. The transcript is spliced from 2 exons. Gene Ontology annotation, molecular function: protein kinase activity; ATP binding; receptor serine/threonine kinase binding. Lineage: Eukaryota; Viridiplantae; Streptophyta; Pinopsida; Cupressales; Cupressaceae. Gene Ontology annotation, biological process: protein phosphorylation. The coding region runs from base 817 to 3852 and encodes 1011 amino acids.